Racocetra persica is the source of this 509-nucleotide messenger RNA. The record is from the annotation of a GenBank genome assembly. NCBI's taxonomy places the organism in Eukaryota, Fungi, Glomeromycota, Glomeromycetes, Diversisporales, Gigasporaceae.
UAAAAAAUCCUAGCAAUCCUACAAAUGCACUUGCUAUAUGUAAUUGGUGUAUAGCUAAAAAUAGUAGUUUAGAAGCAGCUAAAAUCAAACCUGAAUGCAAAGAAAUUGAACAAAUUUUAUCAUUACCAGAUAAUGAUAAAAUUUUUGUACCAGUAAUAAAGCAAGGACAAUCCUCUACAACUUUUACAAUCGCACGAUCAGGUUCUUCCACAUCAAGUCCUAAUCAAUUAAUAACCAAAUUUUUGUGUCAUCCUUUGUCAUCUAAUAAUAGAUCGCAUUUUGAAGAACUUUUACUUCAGAUGAUUGUUUCAAAUGCUUUACCAUUUACUUUUGUUGAAAAUGAAGAAAUAUUAGAAUUAUUCCAGUUUAUUGCUCCAGAACUUGAAUUGCCAAAAAGAAAAGUUAUAAGUGAUAAAGUGUUAAUUAAAAGUGCACAAACAUUUUGUAAUGAUAUUAUUAAAGUAGCAAGCAGUGAUAUGGACAGAGUAACUGCAGUAUUGGAUGGGUAG